AUGUGGGCCGAUAUCUUCAAGGAUGCCGGCUGGGAAUCGCCCAAAUUUAUCAACGCCAUGCUGGACGACGGGUUGGUAGACGACUUCUACACGCAUGAGGUCGCGGAGGUCCGGCUGGAUAAGUGGUCGUCUGGCAGGGUGGCGUUGCUCGGGGAUGCGGCACACUGUCCGUCGCCAGCGACGGGCAUGGGGACUUCCUCAUCGAUCGUGGGCGCCUAUGUCCUUGCAGGCGAGAUUACAAAGUACACCAACCCCAAGACUAGAUUGGGUGGGGAUGACCCUGUUGCGGCCGCAUUGGACAAUUACGAGAAGAUAUUGCGGCCGUUAAUAAUCCAGGUACAGGAUCACGCGUCAGGUUUCUGGGUUCCGUCAUCGCCCUGGGGCAUUGUAGUGUUCAACUCCUUCAUCGGAAUUGCUGCUUGGUUGAGAUUGGAUGUUUUGGGUAAAUAUAUUCUGCGGGAAGAUGUGAAUUGGACGCUGCCCGAGUAUGAUGAGUUGAAAGAGCUCAAGUUAAGAUAG
Molecule: messenger RNA, 519 nt
Organism: Talaromyces rugulosus
Lineage: Eukaryota; Fungi; Ascomycota; Eurotiomycetes; Eurotiales; Trichocomaceae
Exons: 1
Coding region: 1-519 (172 amino acids)
Molecular function (GO): FAD binding
Source: RefSeq, a predicted model, not a curated record